Molecule: messenger RNA, 1071 nt
Organism: Physella acuta
Lineage: Eukaryota; Metazoa; Mollusca; Gastropoda; Physidae
Product: galactoside alpha-(1,2)-fucosyltransferase 2-like
Biological process (GO): carbohydrate metabolic process
Cellular component (GO): membrane
Molecular function (GO): galactoside 2-alpha-L-fucosyltransferase activity
Source: RefSeq, a predicted model, not a curated record
AUGAGGAAUGUCUACAGGAGAUGGAAAGAUUGCGUCGACACGAACCUCCAGCUGAUCCUGAAUAAUAAGCGUGUCAUACCUGCCUUCACUGGCUACUACUACAGUAGAACCAGCAAACACGAACCUCCAGCUAAAGUCUACAACCAACUUGCCGUCACUACUUCGAGGGCGCCUAACAUCGAAACGCCCACCACGGGCGCACCCUCCAUACACGCACCCACCACGGGCGCGCCCCCGAAGGAAGCGCCCAGCACCCUAUCGCCCCUGACGGAGUACAUCGCCUGCGACGAGAUGGGUCAGCUCGGGAACAACAUGUUCCAGUACGCAGGGCUCCUAGGCCUGGCCAGGAGAAAUCGGAAAAUCCCGUUCAUCCAACCCCAGUUUAGAAUCACCAAAGCCUUCAAAGUCACUCACGUCAUGCCCUUCGACGUGUCCAGAAAAUGGACGGUCGUUUUUGAACACAGUUACGGAAAAUUCGAUACGACUUUAUUAAACCUAACAUCCGGGGAUAUACAUUUUAAUGGAUAUUUACAGUCGUUUAAGUAUUUCCAAAAUAUAACCGAGGAGAUUAAGAAAGAGUUUGUUUUUCACGAUUGGAUAACAAAACUAGCGAGCGAUUGCUUAGAGAGUUUGAAAGACGUCAUUGGGGAUAGGAUUCCUAUUGGCGUGCAUGUGAGGAGGAUGGAUAAGACGUACGGCAAGGAUAUGGGGAGCGGUGACCUCGUGGCACCUGACACGUACUUCCGGAAGGCUUUUGAUUGGAUGGAGGCCAAGUACAAGAACGUGGUGUUUCUCGUCGCCACGGAUGACCGAUCGUGGUGCCAGACUACGCUCGUGGACGGUGCCAGGGUUGUCCUGUUGCCUGUUGCCAUAGCAGAGGUACACCUGCGUGUGCUGACGAUGUGCCGUCACGUGAUCAUGUCCGUCGGGACCUUUGGCUGGUGGGCAGGCUGGUUCGUCGGCGGUGACGUCAUCUACUACACCCGGCAGGUGAGGGAGGGCUCGGAGAGGAGCCGGAUGUUUGAGGCCACGGACUUUUUCCCGCCCCACUGGAUCGGGAUCGGGGACUGA